AAUUUUGUUGGAUGUAUUGUUGUUAACACGAUUCACUUUUCUUUUAUAUUAUUGUAACAUUAAAUGGAUGUUAAUUCGUGUACAUAUGCUGUUAUUAAUUUUGCAGACCUGUAUAAUUGUUAUAAAAAAAAUAUUUCUAAUUAUUUUGCAAUUAUAGUCGCAAAUAUACAUUUUUUUCUUAAUGUAUAAAAAAUUAUUAAAUAAAUAUUUUUGGAAAUUAUAUGAUUGUAAGACGUAUUGGUUAUGUAAAUAGUGACCGGUAUCGAGAGCAAAUACAAGAUAAAGUAUUUUCAAUGUGAUUUAUUUUCUCGAAAGAAAGAUUGAUAGAUCGAGAUCUAGAUGAGUAGUGUCAAAAAUAUGAACAACAGUUUCUAAUUUCUUCCCCGAUUUCUUCACAUUUAGAUAAAUUUUCGAUAACUUUAUCAAAAAAAUAUCUCCUAGAAUCAGUUUUUUUCAUCUUUGUAAGGUCUAACUGACAGAUUUAUCUUCUACCUGAAGUAGCAAAUAUCUAACAGAUAUUGUACUAGUGCAGCAAUGCAGCUAAAAAGAACAGAUAUGUCAGUGUUCCAAUGUGCUCCAACGUAACUUAAAAAAUUAGAAGAGUACGUAAUUGAUGCUGACUUGAUAAAAACAAUAAUAUAUUUGUUAAUGAAUGUCAAUAUGUUUGAAUUUGAUGAUGAUGAAGAUAAUGCUGUAUUUAUGGAAAGAAGACCAUACAUGAUAAGAAAUAAUUUGAAUAAUUUUCAAGUGUGGGAUGUAUGACACAGAAUUUUUCCAACAAUUUUGUCUGAAAAAGAAUACAGUGCUCGAAUUAUUGCACGCAAUUGAAGACCAAUUCUUAGUAUUUUGGAACAUGUAUUCGGUUGAAAUAAUAAAGUUAAUUUAUGAGAUAAUAUCAUUACUUAAUGAAUAGUUAUUUGAAAAAUUUAUAUGUAAUUCCUGAUUUCAUUUUAUGAAAAGUAUAAAUUUCCAAGGGUAAUUGGUUGCAUCGAUGGAACACAUAUUAGAAUACAAUCUUCUGGUAAGUUAAAAUGAAAUAUAAAUUGGAAAUACUAUAUUUACUUCAUGCAACACCGAAAGAUUACAUAAAUAUUAUAUAGAUUUUAUACUUAUUGUAAAAUUUAGAAUUAUUUAUUUUAAGCAAUAAUAUUUAUAAUAAAUAUUUUCAGAAGGUAAACACGCAGAAGAAUUCAGAAAUUAAAAAGAAUCUUUUCUUUUAAGUUUGUAUGCGAGUGCGCCGCUUGUGUCGGCGCGAGUGCCGGAACCGCCCAGCGCUGAGCGCGGAGUGCGUGUCGUGUGAAUUCAGAAAUUCACUUGAGGAUGAGAUUAGAUGAGGUGGAUCAUAAAUGACACUCUUACAGAUCAACUUUACCAACUUUAUUAUGUGUUUCACCUCUCACUGAACGAAUACACAGAGUGCACGCUCGCGCGGAAUUGAGAUUGAGAUUCGGACGUACGCGAAGACGACGAGAUGUGAGCGAUCGGAAAUCUUCCUUGCACGAUGAUAGGCUGCCGAAGAGAAAAGCGCGUCGGAAAUCUUGUUAAGCGUGGCGAUGCACGCUUUCGCGACGGAAAUCUUGCGAUCGCGAUCGACGGAUAUCUUGUCGCGCAGCAGCCGUGCAAUCACGAACGCGACGUCGUCAACCGGUUAAUGAGAUGGUCGUACUGUCGAUAUCUCUGCUUGAUCUCUCAACCCGCGAUUGCGCGCAAAAUAUAACACUAAAUGAACAAUUAAUCGAAAAACAAAGCGAACUUCGACGUAUUUCGACGCACCGCAAUAGGCACUCGCGAUCCCGAGAUAGAGAGAAACAGCGCGGGAUCGUGAAUACUUGAAAUUUGAAUGAAUUGCGCGAAGCGCGAAGAAUGAUCUUGGCGGGCGGUAGCAGGCGCAAGACUGGCUGCGGAGGAUCGCUCCGAGAAAUCGGGCGCCUCCACACCAUCCGAUCAAAUCGCUUACAGUGCGUGGCGAUCACUCACCACGCAGCUGCUGAUCUGCGGAGGACCACGCGAUCCUCCAUCGAGAGAAUCACGCGGUCCUCCACCGAGGAGCAUGACGCUCAGAAACUGCGGUUCGAGACGGCCGGCGUGAUAUUAUUGUGUUCCCGCUCGUCCCCUGCUAAAUCUUAUUGACAUGCUGUGAACAUGUCAUCAGCAAGCGCGACGAAUUCAAGGGACGGAAAAUUUGAAAGGGAAAAUCAAAUCCCGAACAAAGUUUGUGAUCAUAAAAAGAGAAUUAUAGAUAUUGUGGCUAGGUGACCAAAUUCUGUUCAUGACGUAACAAUCAUUCAAUAUAGUUGAUUACGUUAUAGAAGAUUAGAGGAAGGCAAAUUUUAUAUGAGAAUAUUACUUAACGAUAGUGGAUAUCCAAUAAAAAAUAUUUUAUUCCUCUUUUGUAACUAAUUACUGCAGCUAAAAACAGUUCAUGUAUAACAAUGCUCAUGUACAAACAUUAUUAAAUGGUUAUUUGGAAGUGUGAAAGUGUUUUAGGUAUGGAAAUUAAAAUACAGAUUCUACAAGACUACAAUAUAACUAAUAGCGUCACUUUAUAAAAAUCGUGUCGGAAAAAUUACUUAUAAGUAAUAUAAUAUAUCUAUUAUAAUUUAAUUUUUAUAUCACAUUUUCUUUAUAACUUCUUUGAUAUCCUACUUUAGCACUUAUUACAUAUAUUUUUUAUAGAUUACAAAAUUAAAACCUGCCAAACAGUUUUCUAGGAAGUCUCUGAGAACAUAAAGUCCGUUAUCAACUACUGUAAAUAAAAAAAGAGUAUCAGUUUAACAAAUUUUACUACGAUCUUACUGUACUACAUAAUUGUAUACUAUAAAUUGUAUAUAUAUGAAUUGUAUCGUAUGUAUAAAUAUGAAUAUUAAAUGUAUGAUUAAAUGUAUUAUUUUUUUCAAAACUUUCCAAAAUAUACAAUUAACAGUGGGUUGAAAAAACUUGUUCUCUUGACAAAUAUAACUUUACUUCACUGGCAACAUGAUAAUUAAUAAUAACAUUCCCGGACUUUUUACUAGUACUGUCGAAAAUUAUUAGUAUUAAGAAUAGCUAUUCAUUAGAUAUGUAACAACAAGUUUUAGUGAAGAAAACAAAUUUUUAGUUAUCCGAUAAAUAUCUUUAUCUGAAAGAUAGUUAUCAAAAGGUAUAAAGAAAUCGGGCAUUAAUUGGACCCAAUUCCAUAAUUUAACCGAAGUUUAAUUAACCAUUUUCAAUAGAAAAAUUUGUUUUAUAUAAAACAAAUUUAUCUAUUGGAUACAGUCAGUUAAACUCCGAUUAAAUUAAAUGUAGAACUGGAUUUCAGUUGUUACUGAAAUCUGAUAAUCUCAAGUGCUUAUAACUCGCAUAUAAUAAUACAUGAUCGUGUUUAUUUGGCGCGAGCCAUUCUCUUGAUCCUUAGCAAAUAGUGCUGACAAGACGAGAAUUUCAAGAUUUUGUCUUGGCUUGUCUUAAAACCAUUCACUACUUAUAAAAUUACUUGGAAAUUACAAAAUUACUUUUAAAUUUAUGCUAAAUGCAAGCUCGUUUGCUAUUGAAUUUUAUUGUUUACUAAUAAUAUACAAAAUUUUAAUAUCUAAUUAUUUAAUAAUCUAAUUAUUUAAUUGUUCAGUCUAAUCAUCGUUUGUAACAGGAAAUAUAGAUAAAUGUCUUUUUCGUAGUAUUUUGUGUGUGUGUGUGUGUGUGUGUGUUGUGCAAUGCGUGUGCGUAUGGUUAUUACAUAUAACUAUGUAUGUAAAUAUAAAUAUAUAUGUAAUAUUGGUGGUUUUAAAGAUGUUGUUCUUCAUUGAUACCGUUGAAUUUUGUUCGAACAGUCGUACGAGAAGUACAUUUGUUAAAAUAAGUUAAAAUAAUUAAUAGUAUGGCACAAGUAGAGUCUAAUCAUUAUAUUCCGGAAAAAAUGGCUAAUUUUACAGAUGCACAAAUAAUAAAGUGGCCAUUCCUUUCUUCGCCGAUACCAAUAAUUUUUAUAUCGCUAGUCUAUAUAUAUAUCGUCUACUUUAUUGGACCGCAAUUUAUGAGAAAUAGACAACCGUACUCUUUGAAAACGUUUAUGCAGUGUUAUAACUUUUUUCAAAUUAUUGCAAAUUCUUGGCUAGUGUUUAAUAUUGUGACAACUGGUGGAUCGUUUGAUGCCAUAUGGAGAUAUUGUGAGCCAUUUGAUAAACUUUACGCAAAUAACACUGAAAAGCAACUCGGAAAUCUAUGGUGGACACUAUUACUUAAAAUAAUUGAUUUUAUUGAAACUAUAGUUUUUAUAUUGAGAAAAAAAGAUCGCCAGAUCUCAUAUUUACACACGUACCAUCAUGUUACUGUAGUUAUUCAUGUAUGGUUGACGCUCAGAUACUUUAUCGUUAGUUUUGCCAUGACUGCAACUGUGGUCAAUUCUUCUAUACACGUGAUAAUGUAUUCUUAUUAUUUUUUGAGUACUUUUGGACCAGAUAUGCAACAAAGACUUCUACCGUUCAAGAAAAAUUUUACUGUUAUACAAAUGGUACAGUUUAUAAUUUUCCUGUUAAUUGGUGUGCAAGGUUUGAUGCCUAACUGUGAUAAUAAAAAUAUGAUAUACUUUUCUGCCAUAUCAUUUAUUAAUGUCAUGAUAAACUUGUUAUUCUUUUUAAAUUUUUAUAUUUCUUCUUACAAAAAAUCAAAAAAAUCAAUUUAAUUAUUAAGUACAAUUUUGUUGAAUGUAUUUCGUUGUUAACUUAACAAGAUUCACUUUUCUUUUAAAUUAUUGUAACAUAUGAAAUGUAUUAGUGCGUGUAUAUAUGUGUCGUUAUUGUUUUAAAAAUUUUCUAUGUAUUCCUCAUAUAUGGUGUAUAAUGCAAAAUGUACAAUACAGUGUUUCGUAAAGAAUUCGACACACCCAUAUAAUAUAGAAAAUUGCAGAAAGAUUGCAACAUUGUAAAAAUAAAAUGAAAUGAUGCUAAUUAGCAACUAUACAAUGUCUAUUUUUAGAAACAUUGCAUACGAUAUUAUAAUAAAACACCUCUUUAAUAAUAUUUAAUAAUAUUAUAAUAAUUAAGACUUUUAAUUUGAACAAAUACUCUAAGGGAUAUAUAUGUAUGCAAAUGCCAAAAAUUAAAAGAAAACAA
Molecule: messenger RNA, 5087 nt
Organism: Monomorium pharaonis (pharaoh ant)
Lineage: Eukaryota; Metazoa; Arthropoda; Insecta; Hymenoptera; Formicidae
Product: elongation of very long chain fatty acids protein 1
Exons: 4
Coding region: 3854-4657 (267 amino acids)
Biological process (GO): fatty acid elongation, monounsaturated fatty acid; sphingolipid biosynthetic process; very long-chain fatty acid biosynthetic process
Cellular component (GO): endoplasmic reticulum membrane
Molecular function (GO): fatty acid elongase activity
Source: RefSeq, a predicted model, not a curated record